This is a messenger RNA of Aspergillus bombycis, 1746 nucleotides long. Its product is annotated as MDR family MFS transporter. NCBI's taxonomy places the organism in Eukaryota, Fungi, Ascomycota, Eurotiomycetes, Eurotiales, Aspergillaceae. Bases 1 to 1746 code for a protein of 581 amino acids. The record is from RefSeq and is a predicted model, not a curated record. The transcript is spliced from 2 exons. Gene Ontology annotation, biological process: transmembrane transport. Gene Ontology annotation, molecular function: transmembrane transporter activity.
AUGAGCCCUCGUCUUAGCCCUGAUGGGGGCGAAAGAGGAAACUCCGAUUCGGAAGCUGUAACUGUGCAAGGUCCCACGCAGCAGUUGGACGAUGAUGAUUAUGCUCAUGGAGUACGACUAAGUCUGGUAUUUACUGCGUUGCUGAUCAGCGAUUUCUUGAGUGCUUUAGACAUGUCCAUUUUAGCUACGGCUAUCCCGAAAAUCACCGACGAAUUCCACGGUCUCAACAAGGUCUCGUGGUAUAGCGCCGUGUUUUGGUUGACCAGUGGUGGCUCUCAGUCGGCGUGGGGCAAAGCCUACAAGUACUUCCCUCUGAAAUCGACCUUCCUUGUGGCUAUUACCACUUUUGAAGUGGGAAGCCUGAUAUGCGGUGUGGCGCCCAAUUCGACUGCUCUGAUCCUCGGUCGUGCAAUUGCGGGAUUAGGCGCUGCAGGGAAUUUAACGGGCGUAUACACAAUAAUUGCCUUUACCAUCGAACCUCGAGUUCGAGCCAGGUUUACAGGCGCCGUAGGAAUGGCGUACGGGGUGGCGGCCGUUCUCGGACCGCUUAUCGGGGGAGCUUUCUCAGACCGUGUGUCCUGGCGUUGGUGCUUCUAUAUCAAUCUUCCUAUAGGCGGCAUUGUGGUCUUGAUCAUUUUAUUCUUUCUUCACGUUCCCGCUCGUGCUCAGCCAGUCAAAGCUAGCUGGAAGGAGAAGAUAUUGGCAAUGGACCCUGUCGGCUGUGUUCUGGUUAUGGGUGCGCUCGUAAGCUACAUGUUGGCGCUUCAAUACGGUGGGCAGACCAUGCCGUGGAGCAAUCAUGAAGUCGUUGGGUUGAUCGUCGGCUGGAUCCUUAUCCUAAUCGUCUUCUGCGCCUGGGAGGUCUUACAAGGCGAGCUAGCAUUGAUUAUACCCAGACUGAUAUGCCAGGGUCCCGUGGGGAUUAGCGCUCUGUUCAUAUUCUUUCUAGCCGCGCCAUACUUCGUCGUCAUUUACUACUUACCGGUAUACUUCCAGGGCGUCCAUGGUACCAGUGCCAUUAUGUCCGGUGUUGAUAGUCUUCCACUGGUUAUCUCCACUACCUUGGCCAUGCUCUCCGCUGGGAUCUUCGUUUCCGCUACUGGUAUUCCCGUGCCUCUGCAAAUCGUCGGAGCAGCCCUUGCAACUAUCGCUUCCGGACUCCUCUACACGCUCGAGCCUACUACUAAUGCAGGACCAUGGAUUGGGUACCAGAUUAUAGGAGGAGUAGGCUGGGGCAUGUCAUUCCAGCUUCCGAUUAUCAUUGCUCAAAGUAGUGCUUCCCCUCAAGACAUGUCAUCUAUCACCGCCAUUAUUUUAUGUGAGUCUAGCUUCUGCCCCCGAAAUGUUGCACCAGGUGUUGCCUCGUAUCACGAAAGUACAAUCACUGAAAUGAGUGCAGUUUUCCAAAAUAUCGGAGCCACCACCUUCAAUACAGCAGCGCAAGCCGCAUUUGUCAACACAAUUGCCAGCACUUUAGCCACUACCGCCCCUAAGAUAGACCCCCAAAUAGUGGUUCAAACAGGCGCCACGGAGAUCAGAGCGACCUUCAAUUAUGAGGAUGUUGGCGGCAUUAUCAUGGCAUACAUGGAAGGCAUCAAGAGCGUGAUGGCAAUUUGCAUUGCAUCCUCAGGCAUGGCAUUUCUGGUGGGCAUACUGGGCUUGAGGAAUUGGAAGAAUCAACCUCGUCCAGCUCGAAAGGAGAAGAGGCCAUCAGACACAGAUGUGGCCGAGAUAGAUGAGCCUUGA